Molecule: messenger RNA, 426 nt
Organism: Panonychus citri (citrus red mite)
Lineage: Eukaryota; Metazoa; Arthropoda; Arachnida; Trombidiformes; Tetranychidae
Product: putative protein TPRXL
Exons: 1
Coding region: 1-426 (141 amino acids)
Source: RefSeq, a predicted model, not a curated record
AUGGCCUCGGUAACCAUGUCUCAAGCUCCUUCAAGUUACUCAUCAAAUAGCUCAUCAAAUCAAUCAGGUUACAGUGAAAAUGAUAUAACAUCAAAAUUUGGUCGGAUCAAGUUUUCUGAUGGUCCAACGUUGAUUGUUUGUGACAUCGACAAUAAUGAUGCUUGUAAUUCAUCAAUGAAAAGGUCAAACGAAGAUGAUUCACCAAUGAUGAUCUCACCAUCAACAACAAUAAGUAAAUCGGUAGAAACACCAAUUGCAAAUGGAACGACUGUUAAAUUAUCAUCAUCAUCAUCAUCUACUCAUUCAAUGAAGGAAACCAUUGAAAGAUCACCAUCAACCUCUUCAUUGAGCGUUCCCACUGUUGACGUUGAUGAGAAAAGGCCACCUCUUCCUGAUGAGAACAUGAUGAUUGACGAAUCACUUUAA